Messenger RNA from Orussus abietinus, 1113 nucleotides. RefSeq lists its product as uncharacterized. The transcript is spliced from 5 exons. The coding region runs from base 1 to 1029 and encodes 342 amino acids. Gene Ontology annotation, molecular function: protein binding. The record is from RefSeq and is a predicted model, not a curated record. Lineage: Eukaryota; Metazoa; Arthropoda; Insecta; Hymenoptera; Orussidae.
AUGAAGCUUAGCGACUCAACUCUUGUUCGCCAGGUGAUCCUCUACCUCUGGAGAGUAUCCCACGGUCCUCAUAUCGCGCCCCUCACGAGUGUCGCCAAAUUCCAGGAAUUCAACCAAGCCAGGAACCUUCAGGACGACAUCCAACGCGUUUUCGGUGAGUCCUUGGCGGAACGCGUGCGGAAUAUUGCUUCUGGGAAGAGAGGGACUUUAUUGACGUUGGCAAAAAAUGUAAUCAGAAGGAUUUUGGAAUAUCUCAGCCCGAGAGAUGUGGUUAACUUAACCUUACUCUCUAAAGAGGCCUAUAAGGUUUUCAACGACAACUUGGUCUGGGAAUUUAUGUGCGAGAAGGAAAUGCGAAUUAAGGUGUUACUUGGAGAGAGAAAAAUGACGAAGGACUGGAAAAAGAUUUUCCAGGACUUUUGGGCGCAUCGAUUGGGACAGGAUAAAAAGGUGAUCGAAGCGAGGAAAGAGCACCAAGGAGGAAAACCUGGACAAUCGGUACCCGUGAAAGUAAUCCUAAAAAAAUUUUCGGAUUCAGGGACUGCCAGGAAAUCGGAUAAUCCGUCGAAUGCGAAAAUAUCCCUGAUGGCUGGAAAUUCGGGAAAAAAUUGUCGUUCGGAUUUAUCUUGCGAAGUGAGAAAAUUUGAUACCCUGGGGAAAAAGCCGAGACCGAAGUCAAGCACGGAGUGUAGAAAAGAAGGGGUCAAAGGAAUUGCAUCGAAGGAUCUUAAGGACUUGAGAAUGACUGGACUUUUCGAAACUAUGCAGUCGUUGCAGUCAUUGCAGAGGAUGCAUCUCAAUGACGGUAAAUCGCAGCAACCAGUUAGGAAGGAAAAACCAGACGAGAGCGGUCGAAAGACCGCACCGGAAGUCUCCAAAAGUAUCAGAAAAAUAACUUUGAGUCGACCUCGUACCGCCCAAAAGAAAACCACUGAACCGACGUCGAUUAAAGGAAAGAAAGACAAAAAUAUAUUAAAACAGUCGUGUGGGAUCCGCCAAUGCCGAAGCAUCGAAAAGUCCGAGCCGUAGAUUUACUCAAAUGACGGGCGCAAAUGCUGCAUAAUUGCUGUUAAAAUUAUUGUUUAAUGUUUUCGAGAACUUGAUACACUGAAU